AACACAGCCCGGUCUACUAACAUGCUUAAUCUUCUUUAGCCUCCCCUGUGAGGGCGGAACGUAUGUGUCAUGCGUUAUAUGCACUUGGUUCACUUUCGUUCGUAUACGUAAAUCCGUCUAAGUGAUGUUGGGAGGGGCUGUGCCUUGGCUCCGACUGUGCGAUGUCCAGGCGACGGGCUUGUGUAUAACAGCACUCGUCGAAACCGCUGGUCCAUAUGGACUGAACUAUAUAAGACGUUUUGUACCCAUUCUCAUGACCGAGACUCUCUCUCCUCAACCCCUUUGUUUAGCAGCUUCGUACCCAGACCGACCAAACCCAAACCGCACCUCCAGGCGGAGUGGUGCAAAAUAUGCCUUUCGAUCCCGAAGUAUACAAUCUGAAAUGCGCCGGAUUAUCCGACGACGCCCUCCUAUCCCGGUGGUCCUAUUAUGUCCGCCAGCUGGCAAGCAGCUCGACGGGCGCGGCACUCCACACCGCUGCCGGAGGCUUUACUUUGGGCCUGACCUGGCUCAUGAUCCCCUACGAUGCGGCGCGGAUCCGGAACGCCCGACGGAAACGGCGCAUCCUCGAGGAGCACGCAGUGGACCGCGGUCUCGCCGUUAGAACGAAGCGCGGCGACGUGCUACUUCCGAUGGUUGUCGGAUUAGCGCUAGGCGCCGUUGCGUUCGGUGGUGCUGCUUUGUCCGCGGACCUGCUCGUGGGAGGCAAUGGGUCGUCCAGGUUGACGGUCGUCAAGGGCGCGGCUCACUUGGGGUUGGAUGCCGCCAUCGCUGCGGCUGAGCGGUCGGUUGCCGACAAGGGGAAGACCAAGAUCGAAAAGAAGCCGAAGCGUGGUUCCGCAUGCACACCCGCAUUGCUGGGAGAAUUCAAGAAAUGAAAUAAACCCCUCGGCUUAUUGAAAGUGAUUCGCGUGAUUCUUUGUGGUAGUUGACGAGGAACCGCUUGGUGAGAAGUGAUCUCACUUUGCGCGUGGCUGGUGUCGUCUCAGAAUCUAGGCCAAGCGCAUAGAAAUAAUCCUGCUGAUUGGUUCAUGGGCCUGAUUUGUGUGGUUGGAGAGCCCGACAGUGACGUCGACUCCUGACUUUGAAACUCUUUUUUUUCCGCGGCACUUUUUUAUC
This is a messenger RNA of Colletotrichum destructivum, 1119 nucleotides long. RefSeq lists its product as uncharacterized. The coding region runs from base 351 to 878 and encodes 175 amino acids. The record is from RefSeq and is a predicted model, not a curated record. NCBI's taxonomy places the organism in Eukaryota, Fungi, Ascomycota, Sordariomycetes, Glomerellales, Glomerellaceae. The transcript has a single exon.